CCAAAAUGGAGAAACCAGUAAGACUGAGAACCCUAGUCACCUGUCCCCCAAAAAACUGGACUGUAUCGAAUUGAGGCAUUCGAAGAGCUGCAAGAGUCGAGCAGGAUUCUGGAGAAGAGCUUCUCCUUGCGAAGGAAGUCUUCCAUCCUACCCUCUCUCUGAGAAAAUGGCAAAGUUCGGUUUCGUCACCUUAGCUCUCCUGAUGAGCGCAACCUCCGGUAACCCUGUUCGCAAAAGCUACGGGCAUUUUAACUUCUCUCGCAAACAGGUCGUCGAUUUCACGGUUGAUGUUAUCGAGGCUGGAAAAGAAUACAUGGAAAGGAUCGAAGUGAACGAAAAGAAGCAAACGGAAUUGUUUCAAGUUCCAUCUCAUCCUGGUGUGGAUCGCAGUGAUGUGUUACACGAUUUCAAACACCGUUUAACCCUGCUACGAUUCCCGGAAAACAAGAUUUGUUACCUGUUUCCUCUCGUGAAACAGCAAUCGAGGCCAAAGAAGCUGAUAAAAGAUCUAAAGAGAGCUGAGAAGACGAUUAUAACAGAGACCAGCCGGGAAGACAGUACAUGGAUUCUGGAUGGGGAAGUAACCGAUCGCUCAGCUCUCGGUGAAGAGGCAGACAGUUUUUGCGCUCAGUAUAAGAUGUACAGGGUGAAAAAAAUGCAAGAAUCCCUGAGGGUCACAGAAAUUCAAACUAAGGAAACAGGCAAUCGAAUUCGACGACGAUCCACACCUUUGGUCGACAAAAAGUUAUGUCCUGGGGCCAAAGACCUCGAUCAAAUGUCCGCAGAAUGUCGUGACCCUAAGUUGAAGUGCUCUCGCGUGGGAAGCUGUUUCCGCUAUGCCAAAUGCUUCGGUGACACCAGUCUGCACUGCAAGGACGUCCACUACUCUAGUAGUAUCAUAUGUUGCGCAUACACUUGUGACGACAAUGAUAGAUUUGCAGUAUUGGACGACGAGGCCGCAGAUACCUCAGGACACGGAUCCGGGAGAGAAGUACAGGACGAAGAAGCUGCCUCUGGGGACCCUGACGAGCGUUCCGAGGGAUCAGGUUCGUUUGCAGCUUUGCGAAGGCUGUGAUUAAAGAUAGUCAGAGUCGUUGCUUCACGUCCAGCGUGUUUUGGAAUCAAAGUUCAUUAAGCGUUAACUUGUAGUCAAGCCUAAAUUUCAUACUGAAUAAAUAAAAUGUUAAGGCAAAGAUGCCUGUUCUUCAAACA
Messenger RNA from Stylophora pistillata, 1212 nucleotides. RefSeq lists its product as uncharacterized. Gene Ontology annotation, molecular function: amyloid-beta binding. Gene Ontology annotation, cellular component: Golgi apparatus; plasma membrane; extracellular exosome. Gene Ontology annotation, biological process: negative regulation of amyloid precursor protein biosynthetic process. Lineage: Eukaryota; Metazoa; Cnidaria; Anthozoa; Scleractinia; Pocilloporidae. The record is from RefSeq and is a predicted model, not a curated record.